This is a messenger RNA of Lutzomyia longipalpis, 1225 nucleotides long. RefSeq names its product eukaryotic translation initiation factor 2-alpha kinase 1-like. The record is from RefSeq and is a predicted model, not a curated record. The coding region runs from base 71 to 1138 and encodes 355 amino acids. The transcript is spliced from 3 exons. Gene Ontology annotation, biological process: protein phosphorylation. Gene Ontology annotation, molecular function: protein kinase activity; ATP binding. NCBI's taxonomy places the organism in Eukaryota, Metazoa, Arthropoda, Insecta, Diptera, Psychodidae.
UCGCAGUUAAAUAGAGUUAAAUUUUCCUUGCUCUCAAUUCUUAAUAAAUGGGAGUUGUAUCAUCAUCUUCAUGUGGAGAUCCCAAAAGGAUCCUACAGAAGGGAUCUCAGUACCAGAGAAUGUUCACAGCAGGGGGGCUUUGUCUACCCCCUGGUUCACAGAGAUUGAGAAACUCGGAUCUGGAAGUUUUGGUGUGGUUUACAGAGUUCGUCACAAUGUCGAUGGGAAGGAGUACGCGGUGAAGAAAGUCCAGAUAGUGUCAAAGGAGCAUCUUCAAUCCAUUCGGAAUGAAAUAGCUCUCCUGGCGCGCCUGGACAAUCAUCCAAAUAUUGUUAAGUACAAAAAUGCCUUCUAUGAAGACAAUUUCAUGUACAUUCAAAUGAACAUUGCUCAGAUGAAUCUACGAAUGUGGCUCAAUCGACGCAAUCGUCAUCCUGAGGAGUUCAAUGAAUUCUUCAAGGAAUUCAUCAGUAAAGGCCAACAUUUUGAUCUCUUUCACAUGAAUACAAAAUCAGAGAAUAUCUGCUGGGUCUGUCCAGAUUACCUGGCAGAGGGGAAUUUUAAAUUCAACGAAGAAUCUCUCGGGAUUGGGAAGCAACUGGCUGCAGCUCUGCAAUACAUUCAUCGCUGCAACGUCAUCCACAAUGAUAUAAAGCCUGAGAAUAUUUUUAUCAACUCCAAGGAUUGCACAACAGUGGUUCAACUUGCGGAUUUUGGGCUAGCACAACUGACAAAUUUUACAAAAUUAUGCAAGAGAAGACAACCCAGAGGAACGUUGCUUUAUGCAGCUCCUGAGAAAUUAGAAAAUCAAGGAGGAAGGAGCAGUGAUCUGUACAGUGUGGGACUUAUUUUCUUGGAGCUCCUCAUGCCCAUUAGAACAAUUCAGGAUUUUAAUGGGAUCGUCCGGGAAGCUAAGGAAGGUCAAUUGCCUGAGAAUUUAUCCAAAAAUUACAAAAAAUUAAUUCAGCGUCUUCUGGACAAGGAUCCAUCGAAGCGUCCUAAUGCAGAGACACUUCUGGGAAUCCUAGAGUUUUUCAAGAUCAACAAAAUUGACGCUGGACACUCUGAGGAUGCAGAAAAUCAGAUGCAAAAGAAGUGGCCACAAAUUUUCAAGGAAAAUAUUCCAAAGGACCCCUGACUAAGAAAAGAUCAAGAAAUUCUACAGAUUACCUUUAUAAACACACAAAAGAGAAAGAAAAUGAAAAAGAAAUUGGAAUUUAUCAAA